This is a messenger RNA of Taeniopygia guttata (zebra finch), 3468 nucleotides long. NCBI's taxonomy places the organism in Eukaryota, Metazoa, Chordata, Aves, Passeriformes, Estrildidae. The record is from RefSeq and is a predicted model, not a curated record.
UGCCAGACACGUAGUUCGUACUUUUGCCAGUGCCUGGUGUUGUACUUGGAAAAGAGAACAGGGAUGCCCUGGGGUGUAGGCAGGGACAGUUUGCCCUCUGCCCCUUGGUUUGGGAAGCUUGAGAAUACCUCAGCUCAUGCCUUGCAAUAUACCGUGCUAUUUAAUGAGUUACAAAAUCUCCACCUUUUUUUUUUUCCUUUUUCUCUGUUUACCUAUGAGCAGUUACCCAGAGCUCAAGAGAGGAACUCAAGAAGUGUUCCUUAAAACUAUGAAGACAAAUUUGUUAAAACCCUGGACAUUUUAUCUUUGGAUAUGCAGUUGAUGCAUAUCUUUUCCCUUUCUCCAGAUCACUAGCACAAUUUCUGAUACCGCUAAACUCUUUUUCUUAUGGAGGCAGUUGUACAAGUAGGGGAGAUUCCAAGAAAAUGGUGAACUUAAGAUAUUUGCUGCUAUGAGAGACGUGUCUCAGUAAUUUAAGAGAGGAAGGAAAAGAUAAUAAUGAGAGAGGUUUUGAGCUGAUAAGACGGACUAGGUGGUAUUCCUAAAUAACACUUAGUGGUUUGAUUUUUGUUCUUUUUUUUGAUGAGGCAGUUUCAUGAGAAGAAUGAGGAUAGGUUUCAUUUUGUUUGUUUUUUGAGUGAACAGUGGUGUCCUCCCUCUUUUCUUGAACAAUGGGGACACAAUAUUAUAGCUCAUGUUAAAACUAUUGAAGUAGCACAUCUUUGUGCAUCUUUGCCAGGCCUGGCUACAGAUGCACAAAGACAAAAGCACUCUAAGCUUGAACUCCAAAGAGCCUCUGCAAUCCAGGUGGACUCAGUACUGUGUUUUCUGUCACUAGCCAUUCUUCCUUCUGCCAGGACAGUGCCUGUGUUCCCAUGCCCCCCUCUGAUGCAUAACAUGAUUCAAUGUCCUAUUGCUCUCCUGCCAUUGCACCCUUCAGUGUCUAUCACAUCCCAAGGGCUUUGUGAUGUCUAUUCUUGCAUUUCCAUUCUUCCCAAAGACACAGUGCCCUUACUCUAUGCCUUUCUUAUUUGCUUUCAGUGCUCCUCUUGUGCCCUUCUUCAACACUUUCUUCAGUUGUGAUUCAUUUAAGACACAGUGUGGUGUUGCUGCCACCAGAAGGGGUGGUUCUGCUCCCUCCAGAGCCUUUCUCCUUGGCUUCAUUCUUGUCAAGCCCUUUGGAUCAGGUGGGUUCAGAAAACGAAAGCAUGAUAAUUUUCCACAUGGUCAAAGAAGAGAAGAAAAAGAGAAUGUUAAUCCACCUUCAGCUUUGAUGACAUCUUUUAAAUCAUUUCAGCUGGAGCUUGACACCAGGCAUGAUAAAUACGAACGGCUCGUGAAGCUCAGUCGGGAUAUAACGAUCGAAAGCAAAAGAACGAUAUUUCUGCUCCACAGGUUCACCAGUGCUCCCAAUGGGGAAGAAAUUCUAAGGGAAUCUGAAGGCAAGCUAGAUGCUGUCCGACAGAAGAUCAAGCAGGUUGCACAAGAACUGACUGGAGAAGACAUGUAUCAGUUCCACAGAGCUAUAUCUCCAGGGCUUCAAGAAUAUGUUGAGGCAGUUUCGUUUCAGUAUUUUAUCAAAACACGAUCUCUGAUCAGUGUUGAAGAGAUCAACAAACAACUAAUAUUUACAGCAGAAGACAGAGAAGAAACAACAAACAUGACCUCCAAUUCCCAUGAUAAACAGCUCCAUACGUGGAGCCUGAAGGUAACCCCUGUGGAUUACCUGCUGGGAGUGGCUGAUCUGACGGGAGAGCUGAUGCGGCUGUGCAUCGGCAGCGUUGGGAACGGGGACAUAGACACACCCUUCGAACUGAGCCAGUUCUUGCGUCAGAUUUACGAUGGGUUUACUUUCAUUGGCAACACGGGACCUUACGAAGUCUCCAAGAAGCUCUAUACCUUGAAACAGAGUCUGGCAAAAGUAGAGAAUGCCUGCUACACAUUAAAGGUACGGGGAUCCGAAAUCCCAAAGCACAUGUUGGCUGAUGUGUUCUCCACCAAAACGGAAUUGAUUGACCAAGAAGAGGGGCUUCCUUAAAAUCAGGAAGCUCUUGCUACUCAGAAGAGAAGAGGACAUAGAGAAACCUCUCUAGUUAUGGUUUGUGGGGUUUUGACCCUUCUCAAAGCUUUUUAGGUAGAGACAUUUUUGUUUUAUCUAUGAGAAGGCUGUUUGAAGUGGUAAUUUGUAACCAAAAAUACUUUUUAUGAUGUGCAAGAGAAGAAAUGUUUGACUUUGGCCUCUUGCUGUGGAAUUUCCUGUAUUGCUCCAUCGUAUCUUCUUUCAGAUUGACCAAAAUUUCUACUGCACUCUACUCCAGUGACUGUCAUUUUUGUGACCUCAAACUGUUGUUGGUACAAGUUUUCAUCAAGCACAGCAGUGGGAAAAAAAUGGCCAGGUGCUCUUAUUUAGCAUUAUCCAUAGCUUUCUGCUGAGGCAUUUUCUGAGUAUUUGGGUUCUGUACUCUUAUUACACUUACAGCAAUGCACCUGUGCGUAAGUGACUUGAGACUGGGUUGGUCUCAACAGUGCCAUGUAAUUCAAGUUUUCUCUGAUUAGUACUUUAAACUAUGAAACUACAUCAACUUUUUGCCAAUUGAUAAUGAAGCUAAUUGCACCUGGUAAAUACUACUGUCACCUGUUAUUUUGGGUCUCUGUUAAAACUGAGCUCCAUUUGAGCUCCAUUUGGUAUUUCACAGUUUUGAGAUGAGCUAGGAAAUCCACAGAAAAUAAUAGUGGAAGUAUAGUUUUACAUUUUUUGUAAUACAGUUUAAUGCAGAAUCUGACAUAUUUCUGUUUGUAGACACUCUUUUGUCUACAAACAAUGGUUUGUCAUACGAAGUAUGUAAUUUGGUGUUAGGACAAGCAGUUUUUGGCCAGAAUGAAUGUGUUGCAUAGCUGGAAGUCUGUUCUCCAUUGUUUGUACUGCCCUGAGGACCUCCAGUGGGAUUGAACUGGUAUAAGUGGAAAAGGGCUAGCCAAGCUUUAAAUAUAUGUUAGCAGGAACUAUAUCAUGUGCAUGUUCCUGUGGAAAGGAAAUUGCAAACAGAAGUAAGGCAGGCAUUCUGGUUUUCGCAUUUAUCUUUGAGGGGGGGUAUGUCACUGUUGGCAAAAAAUCAGGGCUUUAUGCUGGUGUCUGAAGUUAUGAAAGUCUGAUAAUGUACAUAAUGCUAAAGGAAAACAGAUAAAACAACAUGAUCUCUAGACUCCAGGAAAUAGGCCUCCCAACUGCAAUUGAAAAUACUGCAUGUUUUUUAUUUCUACUUCCAUAUGUGGUGAUACUGCCAAUACUUUUCCCAUGAGCAUGUCCUGAGUAGCUGGAAUCAUCUGACAUAUGGAUAGGAAUGGGUAAAUACAUGUCUGUCACAUUUUUCCGUUGUUUCCACAUAAAGUAGUAUGGGGUGGAUUGAACAAGGGGUGGUAUUUUUCCUACUGUUUAAUACUAUUUUUUACAAUAAAUUCUGAAAAGUA